AUGGGGCCAACUCUGCCAGCAUUUGGUCGGCGCGUGGGGUCGCGUGGAGAGCCCUUUGGCAAUGGGGUUUUGUGGGGUGGGUCGUCAAGGGGAUCUACUUAUAGGUGUAUGGUUUUGGCUGGAAAUCAGAAUGGUGCUGCAAAUGAUGGAACAGGCGUCGACUUUCGGGGAAACCCAGCCGAUAAGUCCACGACCGGGGGAUGGCUUGCUGCAGGCCUCAUCUUAGGGGCAGAACUGUCGGAGAGGGUGUGCGUGCCGGGGAUAUCCAUGAACUUAGUAACGUACUUGAUCAGAGAUUUGCACAUUCCUUCGUCGAAAUCGGCAACCAUCGUGACCAACUUUUUGGGCACUCUUAAUCUGCUAGGGCUUGUGGGUGGUUUCUUGGCAGAUGCCAGGCUUGGCCGGUACCUGGCCGUUACACUCUUUGCUUCCAUAACAGCUUUGGGCGUGACACUGUUAGUCCUGGCCACAACCCUUCCCGGCAUGACACCCCCUCCCUGCACUACUGACUACAGGCAACAACGCCAUUGCAUUGAGGCCAGCGACCAGCAGCUCGUGCUGCUCUAUGCUGCUCUCUAUACCAUAGCCCUCGGCGGUGGAGGGAUCAAAUCCAAUGUCUCGGGUUUUGGGUCCGAUCAGUUCGAUAAAUCAGACCCCAAGGAAGAGAGGGCCAUGAUAUUCUUCUUCAACAGGUUCUACUUCUGCAUCAGCAUUGGUCCUCUGUUCGCAGUAACAGUUUUGGUGUACAUGCAAGACAAUGUUGGAAGAGGGUGGGGUUAUGGGGUAUCAGCAGGGACGAUGGUGAUUGCAAUCCUUGUUUUGCUUGGUGGCACACCCUUUUACAGAUUCAAGCAGCCCCACGGAAGCCCUUUGACUGCCAUAUGGAGAGUCUUGUUUCUGGCUUGGAAGAAGAGGAGCUUCCCUCAUCCUUCCCAUCCCAGUCUACUGAAACAUUACCACAACUCCCAGAUUUCACAUACAGAACGGCUGAGGUGUCUUGACAAGGCAGCAAUCGUAGAUGACUAUGCAGCAAUGGAGGAAAACAGAAAUGACCCUAGGAUAGUUUCUACUGUGACCCAAGUUGAAGAGGUGAAAAUGGUACUAAAGCUCAUUCCUAUCUGGUCCACCUGUAUCCUCUUCUGGACCGUCUAUUCUCAGAUGACGACCUUCACCAUAGAGCAAGCCACCUUUAUGAACCGAAAGAUAGGUUCCUUUGCUGUUCCUUCAGGUUCCUUCUCUGUGUUUCUCUUCAUCACCAUCCUCCUCUUCACAUCCCUAAACGAAAGGAUCUUCAUCCCCCUCGCCCGGAAAUUCACCCACACUGUCCAAGGAAUCACAAGCCUCCAGAGAAUUGGGAUUGGACUCUCUCUUUCGAUAAUGGCUAUGGUAGCUGCUGCUAUUGUCGAGAAACAGAGGAGGGAACUGACCAUUGAACACAACACCCAGAUUCGAGCUUUCUGGCUAGUCCCACAGUUCUUCCUUGUGGGUGCUGGGGAAGCCUUCGCUUAUGUCGGGCAACUCGAAUUUUUUAUCAGAGAGGCACCCGAAAGGAUGAAAUCCAUGAGCACAGGAUUCUUCCUAAGCACAAUUUCAAUGGGGUACUUUGUCAGCAGUUUAUUGGUUUCCAUUGUGGAUGAAGUUACAAGUAGAAGGUGGCUCAGGAACAAUUUGAAUAAAGGGAAAUUGGAAAAUUUCUAUUGGUUGCUUGCAGUGCUGGGGUUGUUAAACUUCUUGGUUUUUCUUGGACUUUCUAUGAGACAUCAGUAUAAUGUGCAUAACAGCCCCAUCGACAGCAGGGAGAAGGAGAUCAACAAUACGAAUGGCAGAGCAACCCUCGAAAUGGAGAAAAAAGAGAUUGUUGAGGCAAACGAGUUACCCUAGCUUGCACACUUUUAAUGUAAUUUCUCUCUCAAGAAAUGCAUACAAGGUUUCUUGAAACCAUUUUACUUGCUUAUCAGAAGUUGCAUACACCCUUGCAGCGUAGUGAUUUUACAUGUGACAUUAUUGGUCAAUUAAGACUACAGUAUAGUGUUG
Messenger RNA from Malania oleifera, 2034 nucleotides. Its product is annotated as protein NRT1/ PTR FAMILY 6.4. The transcript is spliced from 5 exons. Bases 1 to 1881 code for a protein of 626 amino acids. NCBI's taxonomy places the organism in Eukaryota, Viridiplantae, Streptophyta, Magnoliopsida, Santalales, Ximeniaceae. Gene Ontology annotation, molecular function: nitrate transmembrane transporter activity. The record is from RefSeq and is a predicted model, not a curated record. Gene Ontology annotation, cellular component: membrane. Gene Ontology annotation, biological process: transmembrane transport; response to nitrate.